Scheffersomyces coipomensis is the source of this 2917-nucleotide messenger RNA. It is a transcript of the gene ZCF2, whose product is annotated as Zcf2p. Lineage: Eukaryota; Fungi; Ascomycota; Pichiomycetes; Serinales; Debaryomycetaceae. Gene Ontology annotation, molecular function: zinc ion binding; DNA-binding transcription factor activity, RNA polymerase II-specific. The record is from RefSeq and is a predicted model, not a curated record. Gene Ontology annotation, biological process: regulation of DNA-templated transcription. The transcript has a single exon. Bases 424 to 2829 code for a protein of 801 amino acids.
AAAACUAAUUAUCUAUUAUACUUCAUACUUACAUCAUCAUUGCAUUUCGUAUAGAUACGGCUGCUUUUAAUAAUAGAAAUAAAAAAAGAAAUGAAAAAAGUAACGGGGUUUGGACGCUUCCACGUGACCAACUUAAAAUCAAACCCCGUCAUAUAUAAAGUUCAAAAAAUAUCCCCCCAUCCAAAUUUUUGAUUAAACACAAUUUAUCAAAUGGCAUCAAAAACAAUUUUAUUUCUUAACUUCAUCUUUAUAGAUCAUUUGUUUAUUUGUCAUUUAUCAUAUCGGAUGAAUGUGGUUUAAUUAUAUUUAAUUGGACUUAUAAACCAUUAUAUCAUAUCUUAACCUUAAAUUUUCGAGGAGAAGUGUAGUCCAUAUAUACACACACCCACAUAUCAAUCAUAGACUGUCGCAUACACUUUCAACAUGGAUAUUGAAUCACAAACCAGCAAAUCAAAUAGAAAACAUGCCAGUAGGGCGUGUUUGGAAUGUCGAAAAAGACAUUUCAAAUGUGAUAGUGUUGAACCUAUCUGUGGUAGGUGUUCAAAAUCAAAUAGGGAUUGUAUUUAUGUGGAGAGUCAUAGAGGAGGAUCUCGUAAAAAAGGGGUUUCUAAGAAAGCUCAAAUAGUUAUCACUGAAGGUCCACCGAUUAACUCAGUUGAUAUUGAAGAUUUCCCAUUCAUGAAAAAUGUUAAAGACCUUCAUUUGAUUCAAAAGAAAGAAAGUCAUGUAAGAGAAAAUAAAAGAGCCAUAUCUGAUGAAGAUCAAGAAACUUUAGAUCAAUUAUUUCAAUUACCUUGUGCUAAGGAAACCAGUAGAUGUAAUGGAUCAGAUUGUCAAGCUAAGAUGGCAGUUAAUUUAUUUAAAAAUAGACAUUCAGGUCCUUUAUCACUUCAAGAAAAACAAUUAAUCAAUAAAUUAAGGAAAAAGAUAAAGUUAGAUCAUAAUAUUGAUGAUCUUGAUUGUAUAUUUGCCAACAAAGAAGAAAUCAAACAACAACCAGAAAGUAUAGAAGAACUUGUAAGCACAUUAAAGAUUCAUACUCAAAGUAAUUUUAUGGAUUUAUCUUCGAUUGAUGCGGAAGAUGUCAUAAAGAAAUAUUAUGAAAAAUUCCAUUGGUCUCAUCCUUUAUUACCACCUAAAAAUGAAAUUCAUCAAUAUAUAAAUGAUUCAUCUAUCCAAUUUGAAUUAAUCCCAAUCAUGAAAGUGGUAACUGAUGGUUAUACCAAGACUAUAUUUUCCAAGAAUAUCGAUUUAAUCUCAGAUAGAAUCUCUCAAUGUAUAAAAGUGGUCAACGAUAAUGGAUUCAAUGAUAUAAUCUCCAUCCAAUCCCUUAUUUUAAUCUCCAUCAUAGCUCAUAUUUCAUCCCUUCAUAAAUUAAGUAAAACCAUAAGACAUUUAUGUGUCAUACUAUUACGAAAAUUAGAAGUGGAUAAUAUAGAUAAACCAGAAUCCACCCCUCAAUUCCAACUUGAUUCCCCUAUAUCAGAUAAAUCAAGAUUACCAAUUUUACAAUCGUCAAGAUUAGGUGCCUUAUCAGGUUUAAGUAUUGCGGAUAAUGCUCGUAGAUGUUUUUGGGAAUUACAUUUCUUUGAUGUUAUUAUCGGAUCCGCUGAUGGUCGUACAGUUACUAAGAUGGAUGCUCUUUCAACAAAUAUCAAUUAUCCUAAUAUCCCUGAUAGAGAAUCAUUUGAUUAUAAAAGUAGAGCGGAAGCUACUAAACUUGUUACAGAAGCAGUUAAGUUAAAUAUUGAAGUACUUGAUAAAUUACCUGUCGAGGCAACCUUAACUAGAUUAAAAGCAUCGGUAUCUAAUUUCGCUAUGAAGCUAGAAAAUCCAAAAAUGUUUAAUGCUCCAUCUCUUGUUUCACUGAGUGGUAAAAUCAAUGAAGGUGUUCAUCAAGCUAUUUUGUUAUUCAAUUAUGCUAAGAUUUUCGUUCAUCGUCCAUUCUCAUUCCUUUGGAAAAUCAAUUCACCUCAAAAUCCAAAAUGUGAAGGUGAUACAUCAGAUGAAGAAGGAGGCAAUACACCCACUCAAUCUGAACUUGAUUCUAGAGCAGUUAUAGAAACUAGAAAGACAAUUGAAGCUGCCAUUUCAAUCGUCCAAGCUCUUAUAGAUACUGAUGCUACAAAAGUACUUGAAAGAACUCCUUUAUUUGCUUGUGCAUUAGCAUUGGCUGCUUUGGUUUUCAUCAGUGCUUAUAUUUGGGUGGAGAAUAGUUUAAAAGGAAAUGAAGAAACAUUAAAGAAACAUUUAACUUCCCAAGAUCUUGAUACAUAUUCGGAAUAUAUUACGUUAUCAUUAUCAGCAAUUUAUCCUAUCUCAAAUCAUUGGAUUCUUUCAGGAAAGUUGGCUAGACAUAUUAGAGAAUCAUUAGUUAGUAUCAGACCUGAAUUAUAUUCAAAAUUAAAGGAAAACUUACCUCAUAUUGAAAUCAAGAUUGAGCAAGAAUUAAUAAAACCAUCACCACCAGUCAGACAUGUUACCGCCAAACAAAAGAUCGAAGAAGUGGUUGGUGCAGCCAUCCCUAGUGAUGGACUGAUAAAAAGCAGUGUAUCAUCAUUUUCACCUGAAAGCUUUCCCAAGGGAGAUUUAUCACUUACUAAUUCAUCUGAAUUGACCCUGGUAGCACCAGACUCAGACGGUGUCAUAGCAGAUAGAAAGGGUAGUAUUCUUGAAUAUAGUAGUUUCUUUCAAAAUAGUUUUGAAACUCAAUUUGAUCCGAUGAAUUAUACGGGUCAAUUAUCACCUGUAUCAGAUACAGGAUGUGAUUGGAUUGAUAAAGCAUUACAGGACUAUUUUGAAGUCGAUAAUUUAGGGUUAGCAGGUUAGCUGAGGAUUAAGGUAGUAGGAUUUUAGUUGGGGUCUUAUAUAUAGAAAACGUAUACAGAAUAUACAUAAUUAAUUAUAUGCUAAUUAU